GUCAAGAAAAGAGCAAUUCGUUUUGGAUGUAUGGAUUAGUGGACGUCGAUCGGCUUUCUCGCGUACAGUCACUAAACAGCUUUUUUUCUUGAUCUUUUUUUAAAUCGUCUUUAAAUGAAUUGAGGAACGGAGUUGGUGUGAUUUUGCUGAUGAGAUGUUAUCUUAAAUAAAAUAACCGGACGAACUCCAUAGUGGGCACUUUCAGAGUUGAAAGAAAAUUGCGCCUUCAUGAUUAUUGAAGAUACAUGUAGUUAUAUUCUUCUUUGAUGAAUUUAUCGCCUCUAUUUGUCAUUUUAACAAAGUAGGCCUACAUCAUCGCCAUGCUGAAAACAGAAUUGGAUUAAACAUUUUCCACUCCGACAUCAUUUGCCACCAUGGCCUUUGCUGAACUAAUCAACUUUGCUGUUUUAUGUUGAGAAUUCGGUUUGUGCAGCGAAACUUUUGAAUGAAGCGUUAAUUUUGAUCAUAAAAGAAUUUACAGCAAACAGACUUAUUGAAUGAUAGGACUCGUUUGCUAAUUUUGAUUCGUCAGUUAUUUUUAGUAACAAUAAUAAUGCUGGGAUACAAAUGUGAUGAUAUAUGUUAAGUGUCUUUAUGAACAAGAUUUCAAGUGAAAAACCGUAUAAUAAAUUAUUUAUUCAUAUAUAUAAGUUGACAACAUGGAAGAGCAAAUCACCGCAAAUCUUUUUAAUUGCUCUAUCAUGAAUGCUAUGCCCUACGACGAUGAUAACUUUGAGUCGCCAUCGACAUCACCACCUACAUACGCCGAGCUCACACCCGCUGUCAAUCACACUUUCAAUCACGGCAACAUCAAUUUUGAUCACAACACCAGUUACGACGACGGCAACAUAAGAUAUGAACACGACAACAGCAACCAUAACUUUGACGAACAAGUACCCUUGAGCACCGCGCAUCUUCUUGACAUCUUAUCGACGACGGAUGUCGACAUCAACAAUAUCGCAAAUGACGGGGAGGAAGAGGGAAGCGACGAGGGGAGCGAACUCGCAGCGUAUCUCUUUCAGAAUUCGGAAUGGAUUACGAAUAACGCGACUUUAGACGAUUCUCAAUAUUCAACUGCAGUUAACGGUGACCCGCAACACUUUCAGAGUUGCUACACGAAUAAGUCCAUGGGCUAUGGCAACACUUCGUUCAACAGCAGCUAUCAUGAGGCUCACACCUUGCCACAAGUACCUUAUUUUGGACAUACUGAUACUCAACAUGCUCAAGUAUCAAACGACACGAGCGGAACCUUUUCAAAUCAGCCUCAGCCGACGAACGAGCAUCAUCUUCCUUUCCAAGUGCACAAUCUGCCGAAAACGAGGGGGAAGACGACCACGAAGCCUCGACGUCGCGUCGUCACCGCCGGUCAGCGGACAGCCGCUAACGUCCGUGAACGACGUCGGAUGUUCGGCCUAAACGAUGCCUUCGACAACCUGCGCAAAGAGGUGCCGAAGUUCAAACACGAGAAGCGCCUAUCUCGAAUCGAGACGCUGCGAUUAGCUAUUCUCUACAUCGAGUUCCUAGCCGACAUCGUCACGCGGAAGAACAACGUCAACGAUGUCGAGUGUUCUAGCGGUUGAUUUACGGUGAUAGCAUGUAUGUACAUCUAAAUAACAUGUAAGGAAAUCGCUGGAGGGGUGAGGAGUUAUGCUGAGACACGGUGGCGUUACUACAAGGGGGGGGGGGC
Strongylocentrotus purpuratus (purple sea urchin) is the source of this 1687-nucleotide messenger RNA. RefSeq lists its product as uncharacterized. The record is from RefSeq and is a predicted model, not a curated record. Gene Ontology annotation, molecular function: protein dimerization activity; RNA polymerase II transcription regulatory region sequence-specific DNA binding; DNA-binding transcription factor activity, RNA polymerase II-specific. Gene Ontology annotation, biological process: regulation of transcription by RNA polymerase II; developmental process. The transcript is spliced from 3 exons. NCBI's taxonomy places the organism in Eukaryota, Metazoa, Echinodermata, Echinoidea, Camarodonta, Strongylocentrotidae. The coding region runs from base 660 to 1580 and encodes 306 amino acids.